UCAUCUUGUGUAUAAAAGGCGAAGCUCAUGGUGCUGCACAGUCAGACAGCCUCGGGAGUGAAGAACCCUUCAUAUCAAAGAGGAACCAAAUCCCUGCUAAGUAAACUCUGCUGAUCUUCACAAGGAUGAAUUUUACAAUCAAGUGCAUCGUCCUUCUGGCCAGCAUCACCUUCUGUGCCUCAGCGAGAAUUUUGACCUGCAAAUGCAUAAAAGCUACCACAAGAGCAAAUAUCUCGCUCAUCGCUGAUGUCAGAGAGUAUGAACCCAGUCCAUACUGCAGCAAACACGAAGUGAUUGUCACCAUGAAAGACGACAGCCAGCGAUGUCUCGUCCCUAAAUCAAACUUCACCAAACAGCUCCUGAAAAUAUGGAAUAUGAAAAAGGAAAAUGCUGGUGAGAUGAAAAACAGCCAGCCAAGAACAACUACUGCAGCAACCAAACCAAUAUAAUCAGCAGCAGUAACAUCACAGUAACAUGCUAAACAUGUUUCGCUGCCUGGAUGCGUGCGGGGUCAGAGCUGCUCUGUGUUGUUUUCGUCUGCCCGACAAACGAGCAUCAAGAGCAGCUUAGCAUUGUCAGAAAGUCUUAGCACACUGUGACUGUAAAAACUGUGAAUUAUCCGUGCUGUGAUAUUUGAUAUUGUAUAACUCAAUUACUGAAUAAUUUAAAUUCACAGAUGUAAUUGCUGUAUAUAGGCAACAUGUAAUUAGCAUUUAUUGUUAUACAUUGAAGGAUUUUAAUAUGUACAUAAUAUUAUAUGGAAUAUGUUGUGUAUUUUUGUUUUUAUAUUUAUAUAUUUACACUAAUGCUGCUUGCUGUGUGAUGUAGUGAAAACAUAUUUGAUAUUAAACCACAAUUAUUAG
Fundulus heteroclitus (mummichog) is the source of this 863-nucleotide messenger RNA. Its product is annotated as C-X-C motif chemokine 9. Gene Ontology annotation, biological process: neutrophil chemotaxis; inflammatory response; antimicrobial humoral immune response mediated by antimicrobial peptide. The record is from RefSeq and is a predicted model, not a curated record. Gene Ontology annotation, cellular component: extracellular region. The transcript is spliced from 4 exons. The coding region runs from base 126 to 449 and encodes 107 amino acids. Lineage: Eukaryota; Metazoa; Chordata; Actinopteri; Cyprinodontiformes; Fundulidae. Gene Ontology annotation, molecular function: CXCR chemokine receptor binding; chemokine activity.